This is a messenger RNA of Hemibagrus wyckioides, 1150 nucleotides long. RefSeq names its product trans-1,2-dihydrobenzene-1,2-diol dehydrogenase-like. The record is from RefSeq and is a predicted model, not a curated record. The transcript is spliced from 7 exons. Gene Ontology annotation, molecular function: nucleotide binding. Bases 66 to 1070 code for a protein of 334 amino acids. Lineage: Eukaryota; Metazoa; Chordata; Actinopteri; Siluriformes; Bagridae.
GAGAGAGAGAGAGAGAGUGAGAGUGAGUGAGUGAGUGAGUGUGUGUUUGUGUGUGAGACGCCAUCAUGGCAGUCAGGUGGGGAAUCUGCAGCGCUGGGAAAAUCAGCCACGACUUCACAGUAGCGUUGAAGACUCUUCCUCCUGAAGACCACCAGGUAGUUGCUGUGGUAGCCCGUGACUCAAAGCGAGCUGAAGAAUUCGCUCAGAAACACGGCAUCCCUAAAGUCUACAGCAGCUAUGAGGAACUGGCCAAAGAUCCCGACAUCGAUGUGGUAUACGUGGGCAUCAUCCACCCUUAUCAUCACCCGGUAGGCCUCAUCUUCCUCAGUGCUAAGAAAAAUGUUCUGUGUGAGAAACCUCUAGCCAUGAAUCUGAGAGAAGUGAAGGAGCUCGUGGCCACAGCUAAGGCGAAUGAGGUCUUCUUGAUGGAAGCUGUGUGGACGCGGUUCUUUCCCGUCUCGAUGGAGAUCUCCAGGUUGCUGGGGCAGGAAGCGGUAGGGGAGGUGAAGCUGGUGAGAGCGGAUUUCGGGGCGUCUCUGAAGAACAUCCCUCGCUCUGUGGAGAAGGAGCUGGGAGGAGGCGCGCUGCUCGAUAUCGGUAUCUACUGCCUGCAGUUUGUCCUCAUGGUGUACGACGGAGAGAAACCCGAGAGCGUCCAGGCUACUGGAGUCUGUCUGGACACAGGAGUGGACGAGAGCAUGGUGGUCACGCUGAAGUUCUCUCGGGGAAGAUUAGCGGUCUGCACCUGCACGAUAGCUAUGGAUCUCCCGAACAAAGCCGUUAUCUUCGGGACUAAAGGAACCAUCAGAGUUCCUGCUCAUAUGUGGUCUCCAACAUCACUGAUUGUAAAUGGGAAAGAGACUCAGUACCCAGUACCUGAACCGUACCUGCCUCUCAACUUCAUUAACAGCACUGGUAUGAGAUACGAGGCUGAAGAAGUGAGACAGUGUCUUCUUAAAGGACUGAAGGAGAGUUCUCGGAUGUCUCACUCAGACUCGGCUCUACUGGCUGAGAUAAUGGAUGAAUGCAGGAGGCAAGUCGGAGUAGUGUACAGCCAAGACCACCAGUAACCUUAUACCUCUUAUGAUGAUGCUGUGCCAGUAGUUUACUUCACAUCAAUACAAAAUAAAAAUGUUUUUGCCCCUUGUGA